AUGUUCGCUUAUCUAAACAAGUUGAAAGACCGCGCUGAAAAAUUCCUCAAUGAAAAAAACAUUGUGACAGACUGUCUGGCCAAGGUAGAAGAGUGGACGGGCAUUAAGAAACGUUAUCUCGCAGUUGGUGCCACAUCUCUCACUGGACUAUACCUGGUGUACGGAUAUGGAGCCUCUUUGAUAUGCAACCUCAUUGGCUUUGUCUACCCCGCAUACUAUUCCAUCAAAGCUAUAGAGAGCGAAGACAAGGAGGACGACACAAAAUGGCUGACGUACUGGGUGGUGUACGGCGUCUUCAGUCUGGGAGAGUUCUUCUCGGACAUCUUCCUCUACUGGUUCCCCUUCUAUUAUGUCUGCAAGUGCCUGUUCCUGCUGUGGUGCAUGGCUCCUAUCCAGUGGAACGGUUCCCAGGUGCUCUACCGCCGCGUGGUGCGUCCCAUCUUCCUGCGGCACGAGGCCACGGUUGACAACAUGGUCAACGACAUCCACGGCAAGGCCAUGAGCGCGGCCGAGAACGUCACCAGAGAAGUCCUUCAUACUCUGGUGAAGAACAAGGUGCAGCCUGUGGAUGGCAUGAAGCGCACGACGUCAAAAGCCCACAUAACCCAACUGGACUCAGAAUCAACUGAGGCCGGGCCAAGUGGCUCCUCGGUGGACCAAGAUGAAGACGGAAAUCACCCGAAGCGUCAGUGA
Molecule: messenger RNA, 693 nt
Organism: Engraulis encrasicolus (European anchovy)
Lineage: Eukaryota; Metazoa; Chordata; Actinopteri; Clupeiformes; Engraulidae
Gene: reep6
Product: receptor accessory protein 6
Exons: 7
Coding region: 1-693 (230 amino acids)
Source: RefSeq, a predicted model, not a curated record